UCAGACAUGGCUGGAAACGGGAGGCAGCUCCGUUUAACCGAGCCCCAUCUCCGACUCCGAGCCGCCUCCAAAAACUAACAACAACAAAAGUAGGGGGAAAAAAAACUUUUCCUUGCGCAAGUUAACGGGCCCGGGACAGACAGUCAGACUGGAAAAAGUUUGUGCAUGAAUGAGUUUGAGAGGCAGCAUUUAGAAAAAAAUAGUUUGUUGAGCUGAAAGGGAGGCGACAGGUUUGGGAGUCAGAGGGAGGGUCGCUGCAGCCGCGGGAGGUCUACACGCCUUUCAACGCACUCAAAUGAUGGCACCAACGAUGGCAGAUGGAUUUGCUUUUCGUGUUUAAGUAUGACAUCUCCGGUCUAAAGGUAUGACGGAUAAACACUUCUGUGAAAAUUUGCCUGUGCGUAAAAAUGGGAGUAAAGUGUUUCCAAGUAAAUGAAGAACGGCACGUUAAUCAGGUGUCAUACAUAUUGUGAACCCUAGUCGAUGGAUUUAUUACCUACAAUACAAGAAUAUUUUACCUGUACUUUCUCCAUAGGCUAGAAAUCUUGAAGCAUGGGCGACUGGAGCUUUCUGGGGCGGCUGUUGGAGAACGCUCAGGAGCACUCAACGGUCAUCGGCAAAGUCUGGCUGACUGUCCUCUUCAUCUUCAGGAUCCUGGUGCUGGGGGCCGCAGCCGAAGAGGUCUGGGGCGACGAGCAGUCCGACUUCACCUGCAACACCCAACAGCCCGGUUGCGAGAACGUCUGCUACGACGAGGCCUUCCCUAUCUCGCACAUUCGCUUCUGGGUGUUGCAGAUCAUCUUUGUGUCCACACCGACUCUCAUCUACCUGGGCCACGUGCUACACAUCGUCCGCAUGGAGGAGAAGCGGAAAGAGAAGGAGGAGGAGAUGCGCAAAGCAAACAGGUUCCAAGAGGAGAAAGAACUCCUUUAUAGAAAUGGUGGAGAUGCUGGAGGUGGAGGUGGCGGCAAGAAAGAGAAGCCGCCAAUCAGGGACGAGCAUGGCAAAAUCCGUAUCAGAGGCGCAUUGCUGCGUACCUAUGUGUUCAACAUUAUUUUCAAGACCCUGUUUGAAGUGGGAUUCAUUUUGGGCCAGUAUUUCCUCUAUGGCUUCCAGCUGAGGCCCCUGUACAAGUGUGCACGUUGGCCCUGCCCCAACACCGUUGACUGCUUCAUAUCGAGGCCCACUGAAAAGACUAUUUUUAUUAUAUUUAUGCUUGUGGUGGCUUGCGUGUCUCUUUUGCUGAAUUUGUUAGAGAUCUAUCACCUUGGAUGGAAGAAAGUUAAACAGGGCAUGACGAAUGAGUUUGCCCCCGACCACGAGUCGCUGCGCCGCGUCGACAUUGCAGAGCCUGAGUGUUUGGCCUCGGCCUCCAGAACUGCCCCAUCCAGCCUCAGCUACCCACCCAACUACACAGAUGUGACGGCGGGCAGCGGGGCGUUCCUGCCGCCCAUGGUGCCGGCAGCCGUGCCUUCGGCAGCGGAGUUCAAGAUGGACGAACUCCAGCGGGAGGAGUCCCUCCACCAGCCCUCCCCCUCCUCCCACUACUACAUCAGCAACAACAACAACCACAGGCUGGCCACGCAGCAGAACUGGGCCAACCUGGCCACCGAGCAGCAGACUCGGGAGAUGAAGGCCACCUCCCCCUCCCCAUCUUCCUCUUCCUCCACCAGCACUGACAAGGAGCAGCAGCCCAUCGAUGCUGCACUGCUCCCUCCAACCAGCAACACCACCAGUAACACCAACAUCCCCAACUCAACUGCCACUGCCGCCUCCAGCAGCAGCAGCCCCGACACUGCGUCCAACGCAGGCAGCUGGAGUGGGGGGAAGAGCGAGCAGGAGGAAGGCCAUGUCACCACCACCACUGUGGAGAUGCACGAGCCUCCAGUAACGGUCAGCACAGACCCUCGACGGCUCAGUCGGGCCAGCAAGAGCAGCAGCAUCAGGGCCAGGCCGAGCGACCUGGCUGUCUGAAUCCCUUCAACCCUUUCAUGUCCCUAAACCCUCCCUGACCAACACCCCGCUUCCCCAAACCCAACCCCCAAACACUGAUUCUCAGACAAAAAAAAAUCUCACAUGCAUAAAGGAAAAAAAAAUCAAAAAACAAAAAAAAGUCAAAAAACAGAAAAAGGCAAGGUGACAAGAGACAAGAAAGCAGAAAAACAAAUGGUUUGGGCAAAUGUGAAAUGACUUGAUCAGCAGCGGUCGUUGAUUUAGUGCAAUCGGUGAGUUGCAGAGUAGUUGAGGCAAGGUUUGUUUUUUUUGGAUGGUCUUAAUUUAUGCACACAAAAUGUGAUCAUGCAGUGCUAUGAAGUCAGACGGCUCCGCCCACAUGGAGCGAAGGACAUUGUGAUGUCAUAAUUUUGCAUCAAAAUGGACACAUCUCGGCAACAUGUUUGGUUUUGGGGGGGAGAUCUCACGGUGUUUUCUUUCUUCUUUUUGUUGAGCCUAAAGGACUUCAAAUGAAAACGAUUAUUUGUCAAAACAAUGUCUGGAUUUUUUUUUUUUUUUUUUUUGGAGGAAGCACAGGUAGCUGGCAUCAUUGUACAGAUCAGUUAUUUCAUGUGUAGCCGGACAAUAGCUCAUAUAUCUUGUUAAUCAUUUUUAUCUGGUAUUGCAGUUAAACCAGCAGCACAACGUGAACUGCGUGUUGCACUACAUGUCAACAGGUUGUUCCAGCGUUUGUCCUUUGACCUCAGUUGCUGCAUCACUUCCUGAUUUUUACCAAACACCUGUUGUGUUAAACAUAACUCAUCCAGGAAGAAAUUUCAUCAACAAACAUACAUGUACUGUGUUUCUUGUUGGUGUGCAUGCCAGCAUGUGUAGCCCUACAACUCACCGAUUCACUGACAGAUUUUUAAAGCUGGAUAGCUUGGUUUACCCAUGAUCCAUUGCUGCACUUCUCUGCAGAGACAAUAUAUAUUAUAACUGAAACAAAAAUGGAUAGGAACGGACUGAUGUGAUAAUCCCAGAGUCCUCAGAAUUAACAGACAUAGGCGCAGUGUGGACGGGAUAUGGGUCAAAACUGCUGGUAGAAGUCAUCCCUUUGAUUCCCAGAAUGCACCUGGGUCUCUACAAGCACCACAUUGUCAAUAACAGAGAUCAAAAUGUUCCCACUAUGCUGUUAGUUUACAAGACAGGAAAAUAGGAGCAGAGUCCCGUGCGCCUUCCUCUGUCAGCAUCACCUUCAGUCAACAUGUCUGAAAAGAGAAAUGCUCUGCACUAUAUGCACAAAUGACGAGAUAUUGCCUUCAAAGAAUCUUGAAAAUAUGAAAACACACGGCAGCCACCAUCUGAAGAAUAAUAUUCUACAUGUUCACUCAGACAAACAGCCUCCCAUAGCUCUUUUGUUAGACUUUAAACUGCUAUUUUUUUAGUUAGAUUGUUGGCAGAUAUUUUUGCCCUUAAACCCACAACCCCCUCACAGCUAAAGAUCGAGAGCAACUUGGGGAGUUGAGUGAUUUUCACCGUCACACAUUUCACGUUGCUUCUUCAUUGGUUUUAUUCUGAAAAGUGCUAUUUUUUUAAAUUGAAUUUUACUCAUAAAUUGCAUACUUGUAGUAGUCAGUUUGUGGUUGCAAAACAGCUACGAUUUAAACAAAAUGACCUGGCGAGUAUCAAAACGCCACGGUGCAGUCGACCUUGACGGCUUCUAUUUUGUUGUGUUCAUCUGAUACUUAGAGAUCUUUAGAAACCCAAACUUUUAACUGAAUUCAUCAGCAGCCGCAGUCCUCUGUCUCUGUUGUGUCACUGUGCUGUUUGGUUCAUUCACAACCCAGGCACUCACCUUAAAAAACUUGUUUUCUUUUUUUUUUUUUUUUUUUUUUUUUUUUUAGCUUUACAGCAACCUUAAUCUCCACUGUAUUAUCCUGUGAGUUUACCACAAGGGCAGAGUUGAAAGUACACAGUAAGACUGUGAAACUCAUUGGAAAUAUUGUACUCACAUGGCAUAAAAACACGAUUAAGUACUAAUAUGUUUGUGCACAGUAUUUUAUAGGAACAAUACUUUUCCAGCAGUUAAUGUGCAGGCUAAUACACUGGAGUAAGAGCAAAGUGGUAGCAGCUGUUUUUUGUUUUUUUUUAGGGGGGCGGGGGUUACAAAAUGAUGGUACUGUAUGGUGUAAGAGUAUCUGUACCCAUAUAAUGUUUCAUACUCUAUCUUAAGUUGCUUAAAUCACAUUUAGUGCAAACAGAAACACAAAGAGGAGAACAAACACUGACACAAUGCAUAGGUAAAAGCAGCCUUUCCCAAUCCAUGUUUCUUGUUCAAAAUGACAAAAAAAUCUUUGUUAUCUGCAUUUGUUUUUGAUCCCAAAAGUUUACAUUUUGGUAGUUGAUAAAGAUUUGCACAUUUAGGAAAGAAAACUUGCUGUUCUACAAUGCUAAUAUUGGUAGUAGUAGUAGUAGUAGAGAGAGCGAGAGAGUGAGAGCGAGAGAGCGAGCGUGACGAGAAAACUGCCAAUCUCUAUGAUCCUCAAAGGAAAAAAAAAUGUCUUAAAACUAAAACGCAGUGGCUCUUCAUAAAAAAGGCAGUAUUAAAAAACAAAACUUAUUUAUCUCGAGCUCAGAUAAUGAUGAGUUUAAAGAUUAAAAAAAAAACAAACAACAGCAGGAGAGAGAAAUAAACAGUUGGGGUAUUUUUCUUUGUGUUCACUCGGUAUGUUCUCACAGACAUCAAAACAGACGACUCCACUGUUGAGAGAAUGUUAGCUGGGUAGCUGGCCCUUCCCUAACCCUGCAUACGAAGCCCUGACAGGAUGUUGUGUUCAAAGCCCGUCGUCCCCGUAACUCCUCCAAAAACCUCUCUCCUCUUACGUUUCAUGCAGAGCAUGAUUUCUCUGGCUCGUCAGGGAGUAGGAUCCAUCUCACAAUGCUCAGAACAGCAACCUGUUUUCAAUGCUGUCUUAAACAAGAGAAGUGCCUUGUGUAUGAAUGAUUCUUUUGUAAGAACAAGUUGAUGUAAAUGUUCAUUUACCUCAAAUGUUUACAAAACUGUUACUAAAUAAAUUUUUUGUAC
Messenger RNA from Plectropomus leopardus (leopard coralgrouper), 5017 nucleotides. Lineage: Eukaryota; Metazoa; Chordata; Actinopteri; Perciformes; Serranidae. The record is from RefSeq and is a predicted model, not a curated record.